UGCCCCACAAUGCUUUGCAAAGCUAAUAGCUAACCUCAGGGAAGGGGCACUAUGCUGCUCCGCAUUCAAUAGCCCUGCUGAUAACAGCUCAACAAAGAUUAGCAAUGAGAAGAUGAAUAAUGCAGCUGCUCCUUCAGCAUGCAUUGAGGAUGGGAAAUAAACGUUUCCCACUACGGCUCGCUGAGCAUUUCUACCCUACUGUUAUAAAAGAUUAAGUCACGUGUCUGUGUGUUCAGGGGAAGGGAGGGGAUUGCAUGGUGUUUGUUUACUGCAUCCAUAGGAUAUGGUGAUAUUUGUAUCCGCUCCACUGUUUUAGAGGCAGAAAAAGCCGGAGCCCUUUGUCUAUGAUUGUGUAAAAUAAUGUGAAAAAAGGUGCACGUACUCUUUAAAGGCAGUAAUGAUGGGACCAGGCAUUCAAGAUUACCCUUUGCUACUGCAACGACGGACGCUGAAAAAGGACAGUCAACUCCAUGAAACCCACAAAGGAAUGUUCCAGUGGUGGAAAGGGACUUUCAAGUACCAAAGGACUAAAGAAACCACUCCCCUCUGUGAUACCUUCUCCCAGCCGAUUAGGCAAAAGUAUUUUAAAUACCACCGAAAAGACUUUCCAUUGCACCCAGGGUAAUAGUCAAGCAGGUUCUCUUUACAAGGAAAGAAACAGGCUAGAUGAGACUCAUCAGCAAAACAGAAUAAGUGUUUGUACAUCACUACACAAAGCACGAAGGGCAAAGGAGGACCUCUCAGAAAGAAAGCAAAGUGAAUGUGGAUUACACAGAAUCUCUCCCAAUUUGAAGGAGAUUUCACAAAGUGGCUCCAGUAGGGCAGAAGAUGUGUGGAUGCAGAGAUGUUAUUCCAAUCAAAAAGGAGACUCUCAAAGCAAUCUUGGAGAGCAUGUGACUGAAGCUACUGCUUGUACUUCCAGAUAUCAAGGGACCUCUGUGAAUGAAAUGUUUCUUGACUUUGAAUCAGUGAGAAUUAUUCAAGAGGAUGCUGCUGAGGACAGUGCCAGUGACCUUUCUGACUCAGAAAGAAUUCCCAUCCCUCCUUCCCCCUGCACACCGCCAGAACUCAACCUCCGAGCUGAAGAAAUUGACCCAGUGUGUUUUGAACAACUCUUUGAUUCAGGGUAUAAAGAAUCAGUGUACUAUUAUCCUGACUUCCUCCCACCCCCUUUCAACUCCUGGGACCUACAGCAGCUGGCAAUGUUUGUUAACACAGACUGUAAAUCUGAAUCUCGACCACAGCCAAUAGGAUUUCUUGAGAAAUAUAUCGAUCGGCUUUUGCAGCUGGAGUGGCUGCAGGUGCAAACUAUACAGAAUGAGAAAGGAAAGACUGCCAAAGCUAGGCCUCAGACUGCUCCUAGUACCACACGGACCCUAAAAAGCCCUUGCAAAGGCAAAUCAUUGCAUAGCCCUUUGUCUAACAAGCAGUUAACUCCCCAAGAAAGUGUUAUAAAGCUCCCCACCAGCCUUUCAGGUUGCAGAAGAAAUGUACACUCUGAAGAAAAUAGCCAGUUAAGUGCAUAUCCAAGUCAUUCAAAAAUUACUGAGGUGAUGGGUGGCACAUCGUCCCCACAGAGACAAGCCUGUGAAAUGAGGAGUGAAGUGAGAAAGAGGCCAACCACCAAGCAGCAACUUCUCAGCAGCCCUAAGAUUCAAGAUGUUGGAAACAUUAGACCCCCCAAGCAAUGCCCCAAAGUUCAUAGUUCAGCUACCCCCAUCCAAGGGAGAAAAACACAAGUGGAUUCAAAUAUGAAGACAAAUGGAAGUGCUAAUAAUUAUGUUCCUUCCAAGAAACCAUCGGGGGAUAGGAAGCUAAAAACAAAUGGCAUGAAACAAACAUUCACAUUUAAAUAAUGAAGAAUUCAUUAGUGCAUUGUCAAUGCAAUGCUGACUGCUGGACAGUGGAGAGGCCCUGGUUUUUCCAUCAAGAAAUCCUGUAGAAAAUUGUUCUUUCUGAAGAUUUCUGGGCUUAGCAUAGCACGUUUAAAUAGGUUGGAUCUGAAACCAGCAGGGCCAGCAGAGAAUAAUUUUCUCUGAAGGCAAAUGUCUUCCACUGGUAUUUACUCAAAGGGUUUACACUUGCUUAUGCAAGAGGAUUCUAGCUAAUAAGGUUAGAAAAUCAUGAAACUCCAUCAAAGUCAACGAAGUUUCUCUUGAUUUACAUUGGUAUACGUGAGGAGCAUCAAAUCCAUCUUUUCUCUAUUGAGCAGACACGUGUGUCAUAUAGGGUGAGACAGGUUUGCUUUUCUUUCUAAUGGAAAAGAGCUUAGUUGAUUUUUAUUUUGAUAGAUUUGGCCAGACUCAUCUAUUCAAAGUCAAAGUCUCUGAUUCUUGAGGGAAGACCAUCAAAAUUGGUCUGUUUGAGGAGCAGAGAGCAAAGAAUGUUUUGAAGUAAUCUGAGUCAUAAAAGAUUCUACUGGUUAAAAUCAUAUCACUUCUGUAAAGGACUGAUGUCUGCUCGACUGGUGACAGGCCAAAAAUAUGGCCUGAAUAUUUUUAUACAGCUAUCUUUCUUGUAUUUUGAGACCAUUUUCCUUAAAAGUCCACCUUCUGGUAGGUCUUGCUGGUUUGUGUCAUUUAGAAGGCGAAUCUCUAAGGCUGCGUCUAGACUGGCAAGUUUUUCCGCAAAAGUGAUUACUUUUGCGAAAAAACUUGCCAGCUGUCUACACUGUCUGCUUUG
Pelodiscus sinensis (Chinese soft-shelled turtle) is the source of this 2682-nucleotide messenger RNA. It is a transcript of the gene FAM217B, whose product is annotated as family with sequence similarity 217 member B. The record is from RefSeq and is a predicted model, not a curated record. NCBI's taxonomy places the organism in Eukaryota, Metazoa, Chordata, Testudines, Trionychidae.